GACCAACUUAUUGCACCACUUCCUCCAAGGUAUUCGCUCGACGACGAAGUUGAACCGACUGUUUUGGAGGCAGAGCUGGUUAGGGAGGCCGAGGGAGGUCGGGAAGAAGGUGAUGAGAUGGAGGAGGAAGGAGAGAGAGAGGCUCGUGUUGGAAGUGCGGCAACACCAAAAUUAUCACGUGAAAGCAGGGAAACCCAACCAAGGACCAUGAAAUGGAAGGGCAUGGUGUUGGAGCAGAUGGCGCCAACUGGUGAACUCUCCCGAGUGUGGAUACCUCGCAAGACGGAGGAACCCUCCAGUCAAGAGGCGCCAUCGUCGUCUUCUCGGGACUGGAGACGUCGUCGCAGCACCAGUGUCCCCCUCUCGGUAACUCCGUAUGGGAGAGGAGCGAGGGAGGAGGGAGACAAAGACGCGAGGAGACGGAGGUACAGUGGAAGUUACGGAGGAAAAGGCGGGAAGCUGCUAUCGUCUCUUCUCCAGCUUGUUUCUCUGCAGUGGAUAGAGUCGAAUGAAGUGAUUUUACUUGGGCUCAAGUUGCUGUUUAUUUUGGCUCGGGAUUGCCCUUAUGAACAGCUAGAAAGGUUUUCUCGACUGUUGGAGAGAGAUGGACUGGACACGUACCUGGCAGAGGAACUACCCAACCCUUCACUGUCCCUUGAAUCACUGAAACUGCUCACUUGCCUCUCCAACUCUCCCCAGCUUACUAAUUCCCUCUGCUCAAAAGGAGACCCUUCGUACGGUUGUCUGCUUUUGCUCUGCUACGAUUUCUUCACAAAGAAAGUCACAGAGGAUGCCCACAUGCAGUAUCUCAUACACAGUCAGUUGGUGCAGCUGGUGUCCACUAUAUCAAUGGUGGAGGGUGGGCCUUCUGUCCUAUUUGAGUCAGCCUGCCCCUGCUGCAUGGAGUUGCUGAAAUCAAUGAUGACUCUUAUUCAACACCUCGUCCAAGAUGUAUGCUUCAGCGAAGAUCUCACGCGAUCAAAUGUGCUACUGCUGUGCUCUCUGGUGGUUUUACUGAACAGAAUCAGUCUCAUUGACCGUUACUUUGACACCCACAAGGACGCUUGCAACUACACCUUCUUGUACUCCAUACGCACACUCAAAUAUCUCUUUGAGGACCACAAUGAAGUCAACAGCACCACAAAAUACAUACUUUCUGAACUUCACUCUGAAUUCUGUGAAGACGACUUGCCGGAGGAUGGUAGUGGUGAGGAUGAAGAAACAUGAAUGAGUGCAUCAUUGCAAAAAAAACCUCAUGCACAAAGAAGAUUGGUACACUGGUGGUUUUAUGAGCCUAAUAAUGAGUGUUUUAUACCUUGUAGAAAAUAUACAUUGACAUGUUAUCUGUCGUAUAGUCUGUGUGGGACACCAGUGCUGAUGGUAAGUGUAUAUCCUUAUCAUAACCCUAUACCUCUGGUAUCCCUAAUACAUCUGGUAAGUACAUAAUGAGCGCACAAUUGUUAGUACAGAUGGUACACGUCCAUUUUGCUCAAUUUGUUCCUGUCGUGCAACGAGUUGAAUUGCGAGCCGAGAGAACUUGCACGAUAGAAUAACAUCGGUGCUGGAACUCACAACUUUGACAGCCUUUUCAACUCCAUCCAGUCACUGGCCAAUCACGAUUAUGCUCACA
Messenger RNA from Geodia barretti, 1630 nucleotides. The record is from the annotation of a GenBank genome assembly. NCBI's taxonomy places the organism in Eukaryota, Metazoa, Porifera, Demospongiae, Tetractinellida, Geodiidae.